GGCACCGCAGCAAAGCAAAACACAAAAACACAGAAGGCAGGCCAAACGGCCUGCGUCUCCUCCUCUACCUUUUAGAGUCUCUCUUUGCUCUCUCUCUCUCUCUCAUCUCGGUGGGAUUUAUUGUUCUUGAUUUGCUUGAGUUAUUGGAUUCGAACCGUAUCUCCCUUUCCCCGGUGGAUCGUAGCUUGGAGGGGAGGAGUGGGGGUUGGGGGGGAGGAGAGGUGCUUCCUGUCCGAAGAGGAAUCCGGGGAAUGAUUGGAGGAGUUUAGGUUUUUCGAUCGGAGAAUGCGGCGGCUAGGAUGCGACGACGAGGCCAUAGGGGCCACCGGACGAGGCGGGGACGCGGUGGCGGAGGAUGGAGGCAAGCCGGCUGGAGUGGCGGUUCCCCCGGCGGCGGACCAACAUGCCAGGAGUAGGUCUCAGGGAGGCGGCCCCGGCGGUCGGAGAGUCGCCCCUGCCGCUGGUCCCUCGGACGAGGCGAUGGUGGUGGAGAAGGUGCUCCUGAGCGGGGACAUGUGCACCGGGGAGUUCGUCCGGAACUCCCCCCACCGACGGGGGAAGUGCCUUCGGGCCGACUGGUGCAUGCACGAGGGGGAGUGGCGGCGGGGGAAGGCUUCCGGGAAGGGGAAGUUCUCGUGGCCCUCCGCCGUGACCUUCAGGGGCGAGCUCCGUUCCGGCCGGAUGGAUGGCUUCGGGGCCUUCACCGAGUCGGAGGGCAACGCCUGCCCCGGCUCCUGUGUCGCCGGCCGAGAGCACGGGUACGGAUGCAAAUGGUACUCCAACGGAGACUAUUACGAGGGCGGCUGGUGGCGCAAUCUACAGGAGGGCCGCGGCCGGUACGUGUGGCGGAGCGGGAACCAGUACGUCGGCGAGUGGCGGAACGGCGUAAUAUCCGGCCAUGGGGCUCUCAUCUGGGCCAAUGGCAACCGCUACGACGGCCACUGGGAGGAUGGCGUGCCGAAGGGGAGCGGCGUGUUCACUUGGCCCGACGGCAGCUGCUAUGUCGGUAGCUGGAGCAAAGGCGACCCGAAGAGCCUCGACGGAACCUUCUACCCUGCCGUUUCCACUGUCCGGAAGGAGAUCGCCGGAAAAAGAAGCCUAUUCUCGCCUUUUGAUGAAACAUUCGUGCUGCCGUCGGUGUCAGCGUCAAGAAAGAGAUUGUCGGUGGAUGGAGGAGCACUGGGGCGGAGGAGCUCCACUGCAGAGAAGAACUUCCCCAGGAUCUGUGUCUGGGAAUCAGAAGGCGAGGCCGGUGACAUUACAUGUGAUAUUAUUGAUACAAUCGAGGCUGCAAUGCUCUACAAGAACAGGGUUUCCAUCCAUCGGGAUGAUCGAACUCCCAUUGGUACGGUGCACCAGCGGCCGAGUCCGCCUUGCUUGUCGACGAGAGAGGGAAAGAAGCUGGGGCAGACAAUACUGAAGGGCCACAAGAACUACGAUCUGAUGUUAAACCUUCAAUUAGGCAUCAGAUACUCUGUUGGGAAGCCAGGUUCAAUGAGAGAGCUCAGAGCAGCAGAUUUUGAUCCCAGGGAGAAGUUCUGGACGAGGUUUCCUCCUGAGGGGUCAAAGAUUACUCCGCCACACCACUCCAUUGAGUUCCGGUGGAAGGAUUAUUGCCCCAUGGUUUUCAGACACUUGAGGAAGUUGUUUAAUGUGGAUCUGGCAGAUUACAUGCUAGCUAUAUGUGGCAAUGAUGCUUUGAGAGAACUGUCUUCACCCGGGAAGAGUGGGAGUGCCUUCUACCUAACUCAAGAUGAUCAGUUUAUAAUUAAGACCGUAAAGAAAUCCGAAGUGAAGGUACUUAUUAGGAUGUUACCCAAUUACUACCGACAUGUACGACGGUACAAGAACUCAUUGGUCACGAAGUUUUAUGGUGUGCAUUGCGUGAAGCCAAUUGGUGGGCCGAAGGUGCGUUUCAUUGUAAUGGGCAAUUUAUUUUGUUCCAAAUAUCACAUUCAUAGAAGAUUCGACUUGAAAGGAUCAUCCCAUGGCAGAACUACUGACAAGGUCGAGGAAGAGAUUGAUGAGAUGACAACCCUCAAGGAUCUUGACCUCAACUACGUAUUUCGCUUGCAAAAAUCUUGGUACCUAGAGCUUCUGGAGCAAAUAAAGCGGGAUUGUGAAUUCUUGGAAGCAGUGGGGAUUAUGGAUUAUAGUCUCCUGUUGGGUCUUCACUUCCAUUAUGAUGUUUCAGCAUCUUGGACAGGCUUAUCACCAUGUUCAGCUUCUCCAAAAUAUCGAAGGGCUUGGUCUGACUUGCGGUUCUCAAAGUCAACCCGUCAAGAUAGGGAUCUGACAGUGGAUGGCCGGAAACCAUUGAUUCGACUAGGCUUAAACAUGCCAGCGAGGGCAGAGCACACAGCAAGAAGCGAGUCUGAUGCAUUACUUGCUAGUGGAACCCAAAGCGACAAGAUCCAUGAUGUGAUUCUCUACUUUGGAAUAAUAGAUAUCCUCCAGGACUAUGAUGUCACUAAGAAGCUGGAGCAUGCCUACAAAUCCUUGAAGGUGGAUUCCAAUUCCAUCUCAGCAGUUGAUCCAAAGCUCUACUCGAGGAGGUUCCAAGAUUUCAUCAGGCGAAUAUUCAUGGAAGAUGACUAAUUUAAAGAGAGAGAGAAAAAGGGAGAUGCCAUAUGUUCAUCUUCAGGCAACACAUAUGUUGCUUCCAAACUCCUAAACUUGGAAAAUGCCAUAUGAAGGAAAGUCUGCCUCUCACCGGGAAGCAAAUUAAAGGUUGUUACUAAAGGAGGCAGAGGAGGAACAAAAUGUUAUAAAGUUCUGUUCAGCUGUAAAAAUGUGCAGCGAUCAACAAGUCGAACCUAAGAGGUUCAAGUUGCGCCACUGCAAGAAUUUAAAUGUUAAAGCUCAGCAAUGGACACUCAGGUCUUGGGAAUCUGAAUCCCAGAGCUUCACCGUCCAUCAGAUUCGAGAAGGUUGCUGGCUGUUGGCACUUGAAUGCUGAAGCUCAGAGAUUUACAUAUGCAGAUUUCAGUAGCAUGAAUUCGGGAGCUUCAAGUGACCAAAGCUACAGGUGGUUGGUUGGCUGAAUUUUGAAUUCUCAGCCAUGGGGUAAGUUUGGGACAUGUUAAUGAGGGUGAGCAGUGCUGGAUUCCAUUAGUUUUCUUCUCUUUCUUUCUUUUGUGUUCGAGACAGAGAAAACAUCAGUUUUGCUUCCUGGAUAAAAGAGAAGGUUGAGAAAGGCAUCGAAUAAGACAGGUACAUAUAGUAUAGUAUAGGAUGAUGAUGACCAUGGUUAAAUCAAGCUCAAAAAAGUCUCCCUCAUAAUGCUGUGUUCUGUGGCUACUCUCCUCUUUAUCUGCUUUCUUUGCUGCUAAUGUCUGUUGUUUAUCUUUUCUUUUUCCAGUACUGGAUGUCUCCCUCCCAACCAAGCUUUGCUCCCUCGUCUCACAGCUUAUGACAAGGAAGGGGGGGGGUGGGGGAAGAGCAUUGGAAGUGGAAAAAAGAGGUGCGAGGGGAGAAAUGGGCAUCAAAAGCAGAGAAAAAGUGCAACGACGAAGAUGCGGUAGCCGAUCACCUCUCUCUACUUUCUCCUUCCUCAUCUCUCUCUCUCUCUCUCUUUCACUUGCUGUCAUUCAAUAUCUCCUAUGAAUUCUUUUUCUUUUCUUAUCCUUUUGGUCCUUCAGCUUUCCCUGUGUUUGACCGGACUGAACUUUGGAGAGAAGAACAGAGCCAGCCGUAAUAUAUCAUCCUUGAAUCUUUGGUGAAUCAAAAGAGUCAUUAUUUAGCAGACUGUCUUCCUCCUCUCUCACCUACGCUUCUCUGUAGAGCCAUUAUCGAGGUCAAAGGCCGUGUCAGGUCUCAAGCUUUGCCGUACUUCCUUUUUCAUGUCUCUUUUCCACUGUUAAACCCAGUACUGGGUUGGAAGCUAAAAUAAUGUUUGUUUAUAGAUUGCUUGUGAACACCACCUCUG
Musa acuminata subsp. malaccensis (wild Malaysian banana) is the source of this 3928-nucleotide messenger RNA. RefSeq names its product phosphatidylinositol 4-phosphate 5-kinase 1-like. Gene Ontology annotation, biological process: phosphatidylinositol phosphate biosynthetic process. Gene Ontology annotation, cellular component: plasma membrane. Gene Ontology annotation, molecular function: ATP binding; 1-phosphatidylinositol-4-phosphate 5-kinase activity. Lineage: Eukaryota; Viridiplantae; Streptophyta; Magnoliopsida; Zingiberales; Musaceae. The record is from RefSeq and is a predicted model, not a curated record.